Paraglomus brasilianum is the source of this 468-nucleotide messenger RNA. NCBI's taxonomy places the organism in Eukaryota, Fungi, Glomeromycota, Glomeromycetes, Paraglomerales, Paraglomeraceae. The record is from the annotation of a GenBank genome assembly.
AUGAGAAUGGAAUCCGUCAGCAUUAAAAACUUUACUUCCACUUUCAACGCUAAAUCAACAAUACAGGGCGUUCGUGCUUCCGCACGCUGGUGUGGAGUUGAAAGAGAUGGAGGUGUUAUUGGAAGGGAAGGUUAUAGUAAUAAUGGUAUCGAAAAGGUUAUUACAGGAACUAGAUGUACGGCCAUUAAUAAGGAUACUGGUGCAAGGCAACGUUCUGCAGGAAAUGCUUAUGGAGGUAUAAAGAUAUUCACACAUAACCCUGGAGAGCAAAUAGAAUCUAUUUUGUUUAUUGCUACACCAUCAACUGGAGACAUCGAACUAACUGGCGAAGAGGAAGACAGUUACGGUAUAAAUCACGACGCUUUUGAAGAUGCAAAGGCUAUGCCUGCCCCUAUUUCAGACGAUGCAUCGAAAAGGGAAUUACCGUUUGUAGUAUUAUAUACACGCUAUCGGAGACGACAAUUUUGA